CCAGGUGGCUAUUGUUUGUUAUUGAUGACACCAGACGAACUGGAUGAGAUGACGUAGCUUAACUCCAUUUUUAACGUAAAAAAGUUUAGUAAUAAUGUCCAGAUUAAAUGCCCUGGUUUUCCUUGCCCUAGUUUCGCAAGUAAAACUGGAAAUACGACAAGACGUCGAUGGACCGAGCGGUACUCUACAGGAAAUUCGUAAGAAGUGGGGAGCAAGAGAACUAGUCAGAGAUUUAGAUCAUAUCAAAGAAGAUGUGAAGAAAAUGACAAGAUUACAAGAAUUAGGAGAAAUAAAAACUGAUGAAGCCAUCUUUUAUUUCUUUAGAAUGCAUGAUUUUGAUGAUAAUAGUAAGUUGGAUGGCCUAGAAUUAGCUACAGCAAUGAAACAUACAAUGGAUCAUUCAGAUACUGGUAGUUCAUUUAUUUCAGAUGCUGAUCUUACUGCUGCCAUUGAUUCAUUCUUAGAACAUGAUGAGAAUAGAGAUGGUUAUAUCACUUAUGCAGAAAUAAGAAAAUUUACUAGCAGUGAAGGACAAUAACCUUUUUAAUAUCAUCCUAAACAAGUUUGAUAUAUUAAAAUGUUAUUUUAGAAUAGAAAUUAAAGUAUUUUUUAAAAUGUA
Molecule: messenger RNA, 619 nt
Organism: Centruroides sculpturatus (bark scorpion)
Lineage: Eukaryota; Metazoa; Arthropoda; Arachnida; Scorpiones; Buthidae
Product: multiple coagulation factor deficiency protein 2 homolog
Exons: 4
Coding region: 95-538 (147 amino acids)
Molecular function (GO): calcium ion binding
Source: RefSeq, a predicted model, not a curated record